AGUGGGAUUCUGUGGCGCCCUAGAGGAAACUGGAGAGAAGAGGUGGAAGAAGAGGUGCGAGGCGUGGACGAGGUAGAACACAGGCUCGUGGCACGUGGCACAGGAUGGACCAACGGCUAGGCCGGAGUGACGAGAAGGAGGGCGAUGGCCCUGAGGAAGUGCUACAAGGGGCAGAAGGUGGAACACUGGACACGGUAGAGCGGAGGCAUGAUGAGAAGCCAGGUGAUAUAGCCGGGUUAUACACCCUGCUGGAGAAGACACUGAAGUCCCAGGAACGGGAUGCUAGUAAGCAGGAGCAAAGAUGGCGAAGUGUGCAGAUCCAGCUAAACCAGCUCCGUGAUGACGUUGAGCAAAACCGGCCACCACGUCAAGCAUCUCCGCCGCCUCAGCAAGGUCUACAGUCACCACUGCAGCCUCAGCAGGAUCUACAGCCACAGCCGCUGCCGCCGCAGCCACAGCCAGAUCAGCCGCCACCACUGCAGCAUCAGCCCCAACCGCCAGGUAAUGCACACCUGAAUAGAGAUGGCGCAGCUCCAGUGGCAUGGUCACGUAAAGCUGUUCCUAGGUAUGUGGAAGGUGAGGAUAUUGAGCAGUACCUCACCACCUUUGAACGACUUGCCAGGGCCUAUCGCUGGCCCAGGGAAGAUUGGGCGGUGUAUAUAGUGCCGCACCUCAGUGGCAAAGCCCGCAGUGCUUAUGUCGCCAUGGACAUAAACGACAGUAUGGAUUAUGCCAGAGUGAGGGAGGCGAUCCUGGAGAAGUACGAAAUCAAUGAGGAAGUCUACAGGAGAAGGUUUCGUGAGCCAGAUGUCCGGACGGGAGAGUCUCCCAAAGAACUCUACCAGCGUUUGAAAGACUUGUUCCGUAAAUGGAUUAGACCGGAGCAGAAGACGGUCGAAGAGGUAGCCGAAGACAUCAUCCUGGAACAAUUUUUCCGCACCUUGUCACCUGAAGUCAGGGUGUGGGUGAAAGAGCACAAACCCCAGACUGGCCAGCAGGCCGCAGUACUGGUGGAGAACUUCCUUUCGGCCCGCAGAGGCCCGAAGAUCUUCCGUGCUGCGACUGGCUACCAAGCCACGGCCCCUGGUAAGUCAGAUGGGUUUGGUGGUGGUCCUAGACCUAGAGAACAGAGUAGAGGGAAUGAGAAAGGCCCCUACAGGCCGUAUAGGCCGACUACUUUCCACAGGGAACGCCCUGCCAGUCGUGUUGUGUGUAAUCACUGUCACAAAGAAGGACAUGCAAGACCAGAUUGCCCAGCGUGGCAGCCCAAAGCCCAAGGACACUGUUGUCUCCCUGGGUCAGAGGAGCAGAAACAGGGGGUUAUGGGUAGGUUGCAGACUGUCCCAGUGCUAGUGGGUGGGAAAGGAACUAGUGCCCUGAUUGACACAGGUAGUUCCCAAACUUUAGUCCAGCCCCAUCUAGUGGAUCGAAAUGGGUAUGUCACUGGCGGGAGCCUGACAGUCAUUUGUGUAAAUGGCGAUGAGCAUGUGUAUCCUGUAGCCAAGGUGUACAUAGAGGUGCAGAGACAGACUUACCGCCUUACUGUAGGUGUAGUGGAGGGUCUCAGCCACCAGUAG
Clupea harengus (Atlantic herring) is the source of this 1577-nucleotide messenger RNA. Its product is annotated as drebrin-like protein. The record is from RefSeq and is a predicted model, not a curated record. The coding region runs from base 105 to 1577 and encodes 490 amino acids. The transcript has a single exon. NCBI's taxonomy places the organism in Eukaryota, Metazoa, Chordata, Actinopteri, Clupeiformes, Clupeidae.